Gasterosteus aculeatus aculeatus (three-spined stickleback) is the source of this 4144-nucleotide messenger RNA. Its product is annotated as voltage-gated potassium channel regulatory subunit KCNF1. Lineage: Eukaryota; Metazoa; Chordata; Actinopteri; Perciformes; Gasterosteidae. Gene Ontology annotation, molecular function: voltage-gated potassium channel activity. Gene Ontology annotation, cellular component: membrane; voltage-gated potassium channel complex. The record is from RefSeq and is a predicted model, not a curated record. Gene Ontology annotation, biological process: potassium ion transmembrane transport; protein homooligomerization; action potential.
AAAUCCGCACCGGAAGUUGAGUGGUUUGAUCAUUGCUCGCUUGACGUAACGCGCACUACAAUAACAACUUUCUCAACGCGCGCAAGAGUGUUGAGCUGAGACUUCACGCUGCAGCCACCUCCGAGCAAACAAAUACAGAUAUAGAUAUAUAUUUAUAAAUAAAAAGACAUAAGAAGGUGUUUGAGGGCCGACGCAUUGGGUCGGGGCUUCAGACUUAUUCACUUUGAGGGCACAAUUGUGAAAAUACAUCGCGCGGUCAACUUGGGCUGUUUGGUGGCGGAUUUAACGGCACAAUGUGGGGGAUCCAGCGGACGCGCCACGGAGACUGCAACGCCUCGGACGCCAGCGGGGAGACGGAGGUCGUGGUCAACGUCGGCGGGGUGAAACAGGUGCUGUAUGGGGACGCGUUGAGUCGCUACCCGGACACGCGGCUGGCAGAACUGAUCGACUGUUCGCUCAAGUCCUCCGAGGAAAUAUCCGUAUUAUGCGACGACUACGACCCUGACGCGGGGGAAUUCUACUUUGACAGAGACCCCGAGGCAUUUAAAUGCGUCGUCGAGCUGUAUUAUUACGGGGAGAUUCACAUGAAACGAGGCAUCUGUCCAAUUUGUUUCAUGAAGGAGAUGGAGUUCUGGAAGAUCGACGCCGAUUUUCUGGACGACUGCUGUAAAUGCCAACUGAAGGAGGUGGAGGAUGAACUCGCGGAGAUCGCAGAGAAAGUAAGAACUAUCCUGGUGGACCGAGAUGGAGAUCCGUCGGCGGCCGGCUGGCAGCGCUUCCAGAUGUGCCUUUGGAGGCUAAUGGAGAAGCCGGAGUCCUCGCUGCCUGCGCACAUAAUCGCCAUAGUUUCUUUCAUCUUUAUCCUGGUCUCUUCCGUGGUGAUGUGUGUCGGGACCAUCCCCGACCUGCAGGUAGAGGACUCGGAAGGUAACCUCACAGAGAACCCAACUCUGGAGGUCAUCGAGACGGUGUGCAUCUGCUGGUUUACCAUUGAAUACAUCUUGCGUUUAAUCUCCUCCCCAAAUAAAAGGAAAUUUGUCCUGGCUUUCAUGAACGUCAUUGACUUCAUGGCCAUCAUGCCCUUCUUCGUGGUGCUGAUUCUGACCUCUUUCGGCACAGGAGUGAUGGAGCUGGCCAACGUGCAGCAGGCGGUGCAGGCUUUACGCAUAAUGCGCAUUGCGCGCAUUUUCAAACUGGCUCGCCAUUCCUCCGGACUGCAGACCCUCACAUCCGCCCUGAAGAGCAGCUUCAAAGAGCUCGGGCUGCUCCUCAUGUACAUGGGCGUGGGGGUCUUCCUUUUCUCCGCGUUGGGCUACACAAUGGAGCAGAGCCACCCGGAAACCUUGUUCACCAGCAUCCCACAGUCGUUCUGGUGGGCGGUGAUCACCAUGACCACGGUGGGCUACGGAGACGUCUACCCGAAGACCACUUUGGGCCGAUGCAACGCGGCCAUCAGCUUUCUGUGCGGAGUGAUCGCCAUAGCGCUGCCCAUACACCCCAUCAUCAACAAUUUCGUGUUGGUCUACAACAAGCAACAGGUGCUGGAGACUGCGGCCAAGCACGAGAUUGAACUGAUGGCACUGCGCUCCGGGGAAGGCGAGCUGGAGGCAGCGCGCGGCGCCCACGCGCACGUUUGCGUCGCGGGGGUCUGGGACAACGGCGCGCGCUCCUGUCACAGCGACACCUGCACCCCCUCACUGAAGGAUCCCAGAGGAGGGGCCGGACUGCGGCCCCACAGCAUGGAGACAAGCUUCGAAAGCACAGCCGAGUCCACGGAAUAUUUCAUAUCACCUGAGAACACUCUGCGAGAAAACGACAUAAAACGACAGAGCAGCAACUGAAUCGUUAAUUGUCGACUUCAUUAAACUUCAUUAAACCCCGCAAAAUGCAGGCUUACCGAUCCCACGAUGACCGGGGACAACAUUGUAAAUAGCCGAGGUGCUCUCCGAGGACUGUUUAGUGGAAAGGGACACAUAGGGGCACAUACUUGAUGAGCUGCGCCUUUGCGCAGUGACUCCCUGUAUGAGGAAUUCUGUUUGAACAGCAAGCAGCCUUCUUAUAUAACAAACCCCCCCAUCCCCAAUCCUCACACUCACACUUUAGACUGCACUAUAGCUUAUAUUUCUCUGUACAGAUAUAUAAAUAAUACAUCCCGAUGAAUGUUUAAAGAAAAAAAGAAGAACAAAAAAAUUGUCAGCUCCUCCAAGAGACAAGAAUAGCAAGUAUACGCUGAUGACUAACUGGGGGAUAGUAAAAGCAACAUAUUGCCAAUGCAGUGCACGGUUAUCCGACACGAUGAAUGUGAAGCCGUAUGUGAGAUAUAAAAGUCAUGUGCAGAACUUGUCCCAUGAUGGGCUUAGAAAUUUGAUGCAGCCAUCGCCACCGUGCUUGUUCCCGAGGUCCAGUGGAAUAACCUGACUAACCACGUUAUCGGUGAGGGGGAAGGGGAAACAGGCUGGAUGAAAGAAGGAUUCCAGAUAUUAAAAAAAAAAAAAAGAUAUAAAAGUAUAUAUAAUCAGAACGUUGUUUCAUUAAUUUUUCAUGAGAGCAAAGUCAGAGCAGCAGGUGACCAACAUGAAAAGGCUGUGAGAGUUUCAAUGCGACGUGUCUGCCUGUAAAAUGUGUUUAGUGCAUCUCAUUUUAGUGAAACUUGAAAGGACUACGUUUUCACAAUGUUUUAUAAAUGCAUUCUGUAUUGGCUUAAUGGGAACAUGUAUUAAAAGGUUCAAGCUUCACAUUUAAACAGUCUACUCCUACACCAUUAGUCUGAGUGACACGAGGAACUUUCUACACAGAACAAUCCUUCCAUUAGUUGUCACAGUGAGGGAUCUAUUCUAGGUCUGAAAUAAAUGCUGCGGAUUCCAACGGUUUGAACUCGUUGCAGCCUGCAGGAUGAACGAUAUCUAUGGGCUCCUGUUGCACAUCUUAUUCUAUGAAAUGUUAUUAAAUAAUAAUAAUAGUGAAUUAAUAGAAAACAAUGCAGACUUAGUUUACCACAAUAGGUAAAAUGGAAGUCUGCAUUAUUGUUACUGUGGAAGCUACACAUUUUGACCAUUUAUCCAUUUACUCUAAACGCUACCUGUAACCUUCAUGUCACCUUCAGACUUGAGAGCAAAGUCCAAAAAGGGAAUUUUAAAACCGCUGUGUUCACCGGUACCGUAAUGAUUUUUUUAAUCAAUACAAUUUUCUGAGCAUUUCUUUAGCGGCAAACAACUGUACAGUAAACAUUGUAGUGAGUAUAAGCACGUCAUGCGGUCACUUUCCAUCUUUAUGGGCUAUAAUCAAAGUAUUUUCACCCACCAGGGAUGAUCGCCAAAGGUACAUUAUUUAAGGGUUACAUGGACAUUAUCUAUGCUAUCUGGAACAGCCUACUCUGUGUCCUCCUCUGACUUUCAGCGGCUCAGCCGGUUUCCAUGCUGAGACACUUGUUUUUACACUAGACAUGGUAUGAAUUUCAAAUUUAGGACCUCUGUCGAAACAAAGACGAGUCAUUCAUCUUAUGCUGCCCUGCCGAAAGAGAGUCGUCUAUCAUUGGGACAAAAUGUCAGUUGGUGUGAUGGGAGUGAGCAGGCCCUAAUUUAGUAUUAACUGCCACUGAUGUUUUCCACUGAGGUUCAGUUUAAGUCACGCAGCCAUAAAAUAAAGACCAUGCAGGAGGUCAGGCUGUGCUUUGCAGCCUUUCCACCCACACAUCCAGUCCUGUCCCCGGCUGCUAUCUCUGCGGGCAGAAAGGCCUUUGUGCACAGUGACAGGUGGAGCUGGAAUGUCAAAGGCCGGCAUUGUGCAGUGGAACAAUGUUCCUCCAGCAGAUGCACAUGCAAAAAGACGUAUAUAAACAUCCCCCCUCCUCUCUGCCGGCUACCUGCACGGCCACACAGAUAAUUGCAUCUACAAACACUUGUCCGCCUGUGUACCCACAGCCACGGCUGAUCUGCUCUGCGUGACCUGCUGCGACCCGCUGUGAUCUGCUGGCUAAUCACCAAUUUGUUCACCCACACGUUGGUCAUCUGUGGCAUUCAGUGGGUGUUUAAGACGGGGAAUAUUCCUGAGCAUUUACUGAAAGUUGUGCUUGUUAGCAAAAAAGUCCCAAUUAUUGUGAGAACCGUGGUUGUUGCUUCAAAAUAAAUGCUCUUUUCUAAAUCCA